AUGGGAACUCGUGAUCCCAGACUUGUUCCCGUUUGACUGGUCUUUGGAGUUUGGUGGGGGGAGACUUUCCCCAACUCUUCAGCCCCAAAACAGGUCUGUGGGAGUUCAGCUUAGCCAGACCUGCCCGGGGCCCUGGCUGAACCCAGCGCUCGGCUGCCCCCAGCCCACUAAGGGUGUGUGUGUGUAUGUGUGUGUGUGUGUGUGUGUGUGUGUGCGCGCGCUGGGCCAGAGUGAUUACUCAGGGAGUGCUGGGGAGAGCCAGGGGUUCCCUUUCCCACAGCCACAACGCAUUUCUCAAAAUGGAGCCUCCACUUGCCCCUCCUUCUCUCUUGGGCUCCCGCUCUUGGAGCCCGGCUGGCUGGGCCUGGCUUUCCAGAGGCCUGGCUCUGGCUCCCUGAGUGUCUGGCUCUCAGGGCCCAGUUUUUAUAUCUCUUCUGGGUUUAGGGGCGUCUGGCUCCGUGGGAUUCAGGGGCCCAGACUCACUGGGUCAGCCUGUCUCCUUGUCUGCCUGACCCUGGGGCCUCUCUGAGUCUUUGUCUCUUGUCUUUUGGGUCCCUGUCUUUCUCUGAGUCUGUCUUUCUCCUCCCCUUACUUCUCACUUUCUCAGUGCUCACUGAAGUGGGCAAAUGCAGACAGAGGUGCCAGCCUCCAUUGCCCCCUAAGAAGCCCCUUCCCCACAGCUUUCUCCGUGCCCUGGAGUGGUGUGGGAGAGGGCAGGAGAUGGGGUGUGCCAUCUGCUUAGCCCAGGGCUGGCACUUGGUGGGUGCGCUCUGCUCUCCCCCAGGUCCCAAGCCCUAGCUCCUCCACCCUCAGUCUGGAUACCUUCCUGGUUCUCAGGGUCCUUUGACUCGAGCGGGGAGGUGGAAGGUGGGCCUAGUGGAAUACAAGCAAGAGAGAAGGGGGAUAGACCAAGGGAGUCAGAUAAUGUGUCUCUCCUUUCCCCACGCUCCAGUGAGUGACAAGAACCAGGCUCCUGCUCACCCAGUUGGCCCUGCUUGCCACCCAGGCUCCCACCCACUCUCACACAUGCUCUAUCCACAUACACACACUCCUCUGUACACACUUGUGCACACUCACUUUCCUGUUCAUAUGCUCGUGUAAGAUGCAGGGGGGGUUAACAUAUAAACUCGUGUAUCUGAAGGGACAUCUAUCCAAAGACACUCAGAGUUGCACUCAUACACCACGAAUUCACUUAUCCUAUAUGCAGUUAUUACUUGUGCGUAUUUUCUGAGGGAUCCCGAAGCACACACGUACUCUUUUAUGACAUAUUAAUCCACACACAUGAAUAAUAGGAAUGUACUGAUACAACUAUUCAAACAUACAUAUACUCACACACGCGCAUUCAUGUUUUCACACAUUUUCACAGACGCAUUUCCACGCGCCUGUGCACAGUCUCACACACACCAAUAAGUACAGACACAAACUCCUGUUCCUACGCAAUUCUCUGUCCACUUCUUGGCCCCCACUCUGCAUGAUGAUUUCAGCAGAUGCCAGAGUCCUGCUCUUCGGCCUCAGGCCUGGGGAGGGAGUUCCGGGUGGAGACUUGCUGUCCCCUUCCAGGAAGGAGCAGAGCCUGGGGAGGUGGAGCCCUCUUCCCUGGGUUCCAGGGAAGUGAGAUCUGAGAGCAGCUGCCAGAGGUGAUGGUGGGGCUUUCACCCUCAUCCCCUCGGGGCUACUCUGGAGACUGUCUAAAGCCGGAUGGUUUCACAGAACCAGAGGUUGGCCGCAGGCCUGUGUAGGCUCCUUUAGGCCAGACUGAUUGGGUGUGGUAAGGCUCGGAGUUGUCAUGGAAGCAAGCAGGAGCCUGCAUCCACCUCUAGAAGGCAGGAGACCCCAGAGGGCACCUGUGCGCUCCCUAAAAGCUCUGGGUUUCUUGUUUGGCCGGCUCCAUCCUUGCCGCCUCUCCGUCUGGGAGAAACAGGCCCAGCUGGGGGAGGCUGGGCGCUGCCUGGCCUUGGCUCUUUAUUCCCUAAUUACCAUCUGAGUUGCUGACUGUGUCCCUGAGGUUGCCUCUGCCCCAAGUGCCCUCUAAUGAGGCCACCUGUCCCAGGGGACCAGAAACCUGUGCUGGGAGCUGGUAGAGAACUCCCUCCUAAACUUGAGUCCCGAACUCUGUGAGGGAUGCAGGUUUGGGCGGGGCACUGCGUCACCAGCAGGCCUCCCUUCCCCUCAUCUUCCUUGCUUGGUAAGGUCAGCCCUUAGCACUGCUCAGACCAGAGUUGGACGGUGAUCUGGAUCCCAGGAAGACCCGAGUUUCAUGCCAGUGCUUGGAGGAGGAGCCUUUGGGGAUCAGGGCUUGUACAGAUCUCAGGAGGCUGUUUGACGUGGGACAAGGGGUCAGGAGAGGGACUCGGGGACUUGUAUAGGGAGGGGCCUCAAGGUGAAGGGACUCUGACACCACUGCCCUGCUCACAGGUUCCCCUGGAGGCCCUUGGCCAGGCCUGAGCCUCUGUCGCCAUGGCCAUUGUGCAGACUCUGCCAGUGCCACUCGAGCCCGCUCCUGAGGCCACCACUGCCCCACAAGCUCCAGCCAUGGGCAGCGUGAGCAGCCUCAUCUCAGGCCGGCCCUGCCCUGGGGGGCCAGCUCCUCCCCGCCACCAUGGCCCCCCUGGGCCCACCUUCUUCCGCCAGCAGGAUGGCCUGCUCCGGGGUGGCUAUGAGGCACAGGAGCCGCUGUGCCCAGCUGUGCCCCCUCGGAAGACCGUCCCUGGCACCAGCUUCACCUAUAUCAACGAGGACUUCCGGACAGAGUCACCCUCCAGCCCGAGCAGUGACAUUGAGGAUGCCCGAGAACAGCGGGCACGCAAUGCCCAUCUCCGCGGCCCCCCACCCAAGCUCAUCCCUGUCUCUGGAAAGCUGGAGAAGAACAUGGAGAAAAUCCUGAUCCGCCCAACAGCCUUCAAGCCGGUGCUGCCCAAACCUCGAGGGGCACCAUCCCUACCUAGCUUCCUGGGUCCUCGGGCCGCCGGACUGUCUGGGAGCCAGGGCAGCCUAACACAGCUGUUCGGGGGCCCUGCCUCAUCCUCGUCCUCCUCCUCCUCCUCGGCUGCUGACAAACCCCUGGCACUGAGUGGCUGGACCAGCGGCUGCCCAUCGGGGACACUGUCUGACUCCGGCCGAAACUCACUGUCCAGCCUGCCCACCUACAGCACCGGGGGUGCAGAGCCAGCCAGCCACUCCCCAGGCGGGCACCUGCCCUCCCACGGCCCUGCGCGGGGGGCACUGCCCGGGCCAGCCCGAGGGGCCCCUACUGGGCCCUCCCACUCGGACAGUGGCCGAUCCUCCUCCAGCAAGAGCACAGGCUCCCUGGGAGGCCGUGUGGCUGGGGGGCUCUUGGGCAGUGGUGCCCGGGCCUCGCCUGAUAGCAGCUCCUGUGGGGAGCGCUCCCCACCCCCGCCCCCACCCCCUCCACCCCCUUCGGAUGAGGCCCUGCUGCACUGUGUCCUGGAAGGAAAGCUCCACGACCGUGAGGCAGAGCUGCAGCAGCUGCGGGACAGUCUGGACGAGAGUGAGGCGUAUGAGGAGCGGCAGCAGCACUGGCCGCGGGAGCGGGAGCCGCCACGGGACGACAGCGCGGCCCAGGCCCAGCGGGCGCAGCGGGCCCACCAGCUGCUCCAGCUGCAGGUGUUCCAGCUGCAGCACGAGAAGCGGCAGCUGCAGGACGACUUCGCGCAGCUGCUGCAGGAGCGGGAGCAGCUAGAGCGGCGCUGUGCCACCUUCGAGCGGGAGCAGCGGGAGCUCGGGCCACGGCUCGAGGAGACCAAGUGGGAGGUGUGCCAGAAGUCAGGUGAGAUCUCCCUGCUGAAGCAGCAGCUGAAGGAGUCCCAGGCAGAGCUGGUGCAGAAGGGCAGCGAGCUGGUGGCCCUGCGGGUGGCGCUGCGAGAAGCCCGAGGCGCGCUCCGGGCCAGCGAGGGCCGGGCGCGGGGCCUGCAGGAGGCGGCCCGGGCUCGGGAGCUGGAGCUGGAGGCCUGUUCCCAGGAGCUGCAGCAGCACCGCCGGGAGGCCGAGCGGCUCCGAGAGAAAGCUGGCCAGUUGGACAGCGAGGCGGCCGGACUCCGGGAAGCCCCCGGGUCACCUGCCGCCGCCGACCCAUUCCUCCUGGCAGAGAGCGAUGAGGCCAAGGUGCAGCGGGCGGCCGCCGGGGUCGGGAGCAGCCUGCGCGCCCAGGUGGAGCGGCUGCGGGCAGAGCUGCAGCGGGAGCGGCGGCGGGGUGAGGAGCAGCGGGACAGCUUCGAGGGGGAGCGGCUGGCCUGGCAGGCGGAGAAGGAGCAGGUGAUCCGCUACCAGAAGCAGCUGCAGCACAACUACAUCCAGAUGUACCGGCGCAACCGGCAGCUGGAGCAGGAGCUGCGGCAGCUGAGCCUGGAGCUGGAGGCCCGGGAGCUCGCCGAGCUGGGCCUGGCCGAGCCGGCCCCCUGCAUCUGCCUGGAGGAGAUCACCGCCACCGAAAUCUAGGGCCCUUGGCAUCCCAGAUCUGCGGGGAGCUCUGCCGAAGGGGGGAGGUGGCGGGAGCCUCAGGUCCACGGAGGUCCCCAAAGUCUUGAGGGCCCCAGAACCACUUGUCCCCUGGGAUCCAGGCCUCUGGGCCUCUGCCAAGACCUUGGGGCGGCCCUGUGACUUGGAUGAGCAAGAUCAGACUCCUUGAAGGUCCCCGUUUCACGGUCAUGCAGAGGCUCCUGCUCGCCUGACCCAUUUCACCCCCCUUCUGCCGCCAUUGCCACUCUGCCAAGCGCAUUCAUCCCAGACGCCAGGGGGCUGGGAGGAGGAGGAGGGGGCGCCUUCGUUUCCACACUCUCCCCUACCCCAAAGCCAGAGAGAGCCAGACAGCGCCAGCUGCCCCAGAUGUGCCUGCCCCCACCCUGCCCGGGUUGGGGGCCAGGGCUGGAACUGGGAUGUGACCCCCAGGCUCCAGCCCUGCAGCCUCUCUCCUGGGACAAGGGGGCUGUAGUCAGACCAAAGGAAGAACUCAGCAUUGUCUUGUUUAUUUGUGUUUGUGACCAAGUGGCCCCUCCCCACACCCAGGUUUAUGGCCUCGUUUUCACUUGUAUAUUUUUCCACACUGUAAAUUUCUUGUACAAACCCAAAGAAAAAAAUUAAAAAAUCUUUUGUUUUUAAAAA
This is a messenger RNA of Neomonachus schauinslandi (Hawaiian monk seal), 5118 nucleotides long. It is a transcript of the gene LZTS2, whose product is annotated as leucine zipper tumor suppressor 2. Lineage: Eukaryota; Metazoa; Chordata; Mammalia; Carnivora; Phocidae. The transcript is spliced from 4 exons. The coding region runs from base 2458 to 4455 and encodes 665 amino acids. The record is from RefSeq and is a predicted model, not a curated record. Gene Ontology annotation, biological process: cell division; negative regulation of canonical Wnt signaling pathway.